Messenger RNA from Nicotiana tabacum (common tobacco), 1597 nucleotides. RefSeq lists its product as uncharacterized. Lineage: Eukaryota; Viridiplantae; Streptophyta; Magnoliopsida; Solanales; Solanaceae. The record is from RefSeq and is a predicted model, not a curated record.
GUAAGUUUCUUUUUCAAGUUUAUCUGCUUUUUUUUUUUUGGUUUUCAAACUUAGUUUUGCUAAACUUGAAGAUAUAAUUUUGUUAGCAAAUGCCACCUACUUUUGUGAAAGAACACAAGAAGAAGUUGGGCAAGACCUGCCUACUGAAAACUGACGUAGAUGAUAUGUUUUGGGAAGUAAAAAUAGUGAGGGAGAAUUCAGAUUACUUCAUCUGUGGUGGAGACUGGCCACAUUUUGUUGGAUAUCGCAAGGUGAAGGUAGGGGGAAAUCUUGAUAUUCUAUCUCAUUGACCAAUCCACGUUCCAAGUCGUGCCCUACGCCCAGAAAAGUUGUAAAAAUCUUCGUGGAGGGAAACCAUUUCAGGAACUCAGCAGCUCCGAAAAUAAAGAGGAUGCUGGACCUUCAAGAAGAGCGAAGAAAGUAAAAAUGGAUCCCAUAGUAUUAUCAGAUUCUGAGGAAGAAAACAGUGAUCCGUCCGGUGGUGAAAAUUCAAGCUAUUCACUUCCAGGUUUCAUCAUGAAAGGAGGUAAAUCCGAUGGCAAAACGGAUAACAUGAUUGGCAUGAAGAAAAAUGCUCCGGUUACUAAGAAAAUGAAGGAAGUAAAAAUGGAGUCAACGGAAUUGUCAGAUUCUGAAGAAGAAAGCGUUGAUCCAACGAAUGGCUCCAAUAGUGGGGGAAAUACAUGCUAUCCACAUCCAGGAGGCAAAUCCGAUGUCAAAGCUGAUAACAUGAUCGGCGUGAAGAAAAAUGCUCCAGCGACUAAGAAAACAAAGAAUGUAAAAAUCGUUGAUCCAACCAGUGGCUCCAAAGAUGGGGGGAAUCCAUGCUAUUCACAUCCAGGAGGUAAAUCCGAUGCUAAAGCUGAUAACAUGCUCGGUGUGAAGAAGAGAUCUCCCGAGUCUAAAAAAGCAAAGAAAGUAAAAAUGGAGGCGGUAGAAUUAUCAGAUUAUGAGGAAGAAAAAGGUGAUCCCUCCAGUGGCUAUUCACAUCCAUGAGGUAAAUUCUACGCCAAAGCCAAUAGCAUGCGCGGCCUGAGAAAGAAAGCUCCCGAGACUAAAAAAGCAAAGAAGGCUGCCAAGGAUCCUAACAAACCCAAGAGGCCUGCAUCUGCUUUCUUAAUUUUCUUGAAGGAGAUUGGGAAGCAGUUCAAGGAGAAGAAUCGAGGCAUUAAAUCUGCUUUCGGUAGAGCUGGUGGAGACAAGUGGAAACAGUUGUCAGAUGCUGAGAAAGCUCCUUACAUGGCAGAGGCAAAGAAAAGGAUGGCGGAAUUUAAAAAGAACAAGGAUGCUUAUAACAGGCGAGUAGCUGCUGGAUCUGCAGAAGAAGUGGAAUCUGACAAGUCAACGUCCGAGGUUGAUGAGGAAGACGAAAGUGGAGAGGAAGAGGAAGACGGGGAUGACGACUGAAGAAGUUUUUAGUAAAUAAGGAAAUUGGUGAGGAAAUUGGUGAGGAAACUUGUGAAUUAUCUUCCACGUAUGACUUCUUCUUUUUCCUGAAUACUUGCAUCUUUUCUGUUUUUAUUUUGGGGGUUAAAGAUGAAUUAUAAAGCAGCUGUUUGUAAAGCACAGUAGUUUAUAUACAUUUUAUAUCUUAAUU